This is a messenger RNA of Caenorhabditis remanei, 1353 nucleotides long. RefSeq lists its product as uncharacterized. The record is from RefSeq and is a predicted model, not a curated record. The transcript is spliced from 14 exons. Bases 1 to 1353 code for a protein of 450 amino acids. Lineage: Eukaryota; Metazoa; Nematoda; Chromadorea; Rhabditida; Rhabditidae.
AUGCUCAAUUCAACUCCACCAACCUGCACAAUCAUUUAUUCUGAUAAAGGUGUAACAGAUCGAGCUUGUCAAACAUCUUCAACCAGUUAUCAGAACAAAACCAAAGCCAAAAAUAGUACACAGGAACGUGUGCCAUGCUCGACCAAGUUCUGCACCAACAUUAUUCGACCACAUAAUUCACCUAGCCAUCCAAAGACUAGGCUGAAAAUAUGCCAAGCAUGUCUUUAUUUCUACAGAAAAAAUGGGUGUGACAGAGUUUUAGACCAAUUUCCGGAUAGGUGUUCAAACUGCAAGAGAGCCUGCACUGAAAGAACUCGCAAGUUAUCACAUCCAAAAACUGGUAGAUUUGUAUGCAGGUCCUGUUGUGAAUAUUACCGUCGAUAUGGUCAAGAUCGAACAAAGUUCAUACCGACUAGGAACAAUCCUAUGGAGAUAAACAUAUCUCAAGAAUUUUCUCCAGACCCUAUGAGUACCUUCCUCGCAGAUGUCUCCAAAAUAUUUCCGACGAUAGACUCAAUUGAAGACGCUUUUGAUCAUUCAGAUUUCACUGAUCACAGCUCCAACUCUCCUGAUGGCAAUGAUGUAUCGAAUUCUUUUACAAAUCCAAGUUUUCCUGAGAUUGAAAAAACAUGUUCUGUUCCAUUCUGCACUGCUGAUCUAUCUCGAUACCGCAGAUUUUUUCAUCCGCAAACCCAGCUAAAAACAUGUCCAAAUUGCUACGAUUCUCAACGAUAUGCAAUCAAAAAGGCACAACCAAAAACAGUUUCCUUUCAAAAUUUCGAACCAGACACCAAUCCAUCUGAUUUAAUCGAUGAGCCGUCGAAAAAUCAUGAAAAAAUCGAAUCAGGAUCUCAAGAAAAGAGGAAUAGUGAAAUAUGCUCUGUUCCAUUCUGCACAGCUGAUCUAUCUCGAUACCAAUGCAACUUUUAUCAUACGAAAACGAUGCUAAAAGUUUGUCGCCCAUGCUCCCAGUUUUACUUUAAACACAAACGUGAUCGUACUGAAGCACAACUUUCUGAUAAGUGCAGUGAGUGCAAAAUAAAAACGAAAAGGCAGUAUUGUUUGAGAACGCAGCUGCCAUUGUGUAGUACUUGCUAUCAUUCUCAACGACGUGCAAUCAAAAAGUCACAACCGUAUAUAGUUUGUGCACCAGGCACCAAUUCACCUGUUUUAAUUGACGAGCCAUCGAAAAAUCAUGAAAAAAUCGGAUCGGGAUCUCCCAACCAACGACCUCAUGGCAACCUUCCAACCCACCCCUCAGAAAUCCGUCUAGAAUUCUCAAGUCUGUCAGAAGCGAUAAAGUACACAUGGGAUACUUAUUGCAAACCACAUUUGAAACAUCAGCAGUGCUGA